Messenger RNA from Naumovozyma castellii, 714 nucleotides. It is a transcript of the gene NYV1, whose product is annotated as Nyv1p. Lineage: Eukaryota; Fungi; Ascomycota; Saccharomycetes; Saccharomycetales; Saccharomycetaceae. Bases 1 to 714 code for a protein of 237 amino acids. The transcript is spliced from 2 exons. The record is from RefSeq and is a predicted model, not a curated record.
AUGAAAAGAUUCUAUGUAUCGUAUGUGGAAGUAUUAAAGCAAGGGGAGACAGUAUCGAGUUGCUUUGAGGAUACCUCUUCAAAGGGGGACUCAUACGGGUCCAUCAGUAAUCACGAUUGCAACGUCAAUACGCCCGAUGUAUUUCAUCGAUUGAUUAAAGAUAUUGUGGUACCUAAAGUGGUCCCAUUGCAGGGAAAUAAAGUGACUAAAGUGUCUAUGAAUCUGAUAGAUGGGUAUGAUUGUUAUUAUACGACAUCUGAAGAAGCUGGUGAGGAGGAACUACUUGUCUGCUUUACGGAUGUGACCAUCCCUAAGAUUUUACCCAUAAGGUUAUUGAGCGAGUUGAAGAAGGACGGUGGUAAUGGGACAGAUACAGCUUUGAGUGGACAUGUGGGGCAAAUACUGGAUGAAUUCCAUAAUGAAUUGACUGCUUUACAAAAUGAGAAUUCAGAGGGAGCCUCCACGGAGAAUGAUCUUCAAGAUGUGGUGAAUAUUAUGAAUAAUAACAUAGAUAAGUUUCUGGAAAGACAAGAGAGGAUUUCACUUCUUGUGGAUAAGACGUCACAAUUGAAUGAUAAUAGUCAUAAUUUUAAGAAGAAGGCCGUUAGAAUAAAAGAACGAAUGUGGUGGCAACGAAUGAAAAAUACUACAUUGAUGAUAUUUGCAGUUAUCUUGACGGUGAGUGCAUUAUUCAUCUUCUUUUAUGUCUUAUGA